AACUACCUCAUGCAGCUUGCGUUCACCAGAUAAUUAUAUACUAGUUUUGUGUUUAAUGGCCGACAUAUGCAAGAAGGAAAUUAAUGUCAAAGAACUAGAAGCUGAAUUACAGAAAAAAAUCGAAGACGAUGCCCGAUACUGGAGGGAAAAUGAUGCGAAGUUCCGAGCUAUUGAUCAGAAAGUGGCUACAUACGAUGAAUUUAGGGACAUGGUAAAAGCAGCUCAUCUGCAGCCUGUGAAGAAGAGUGAGGUCCAACACAAUCCUGACAAAGCUAGGAAAAGAGUCUGGAAUACUGUUGCUCCAAAACAAAAGGAAAUUUCCCAGGAAAAUUACUGUCAGCAUGAACUGUAUAGAUUGGGCAAAUCAUCUGGCACAAUCGUUCCCACAACACUUCCACAGUUUUGCCAGGAAUGGAGAAGACUUCCCAAGAUAGAACACCUCAGCUUUCUUAAAACAGUAGGAUCAUUAUCAUUGGCCAAGGUGUUACAGUCAGAGCUGCCAGCUGUUGAAUUUGGAGAAAUUAUUAUGGCCCUUUCAGAGUACAGUACUGAAGAUGCCCCAUUUGUUGUCAGUCUGCUGAAAGUAUUUGCAUCUGCUAAACGUUGGACCACACAGUUGCUGAGCAUGCUGCCCAAUACAAUCUGCCUGACUUCAACAACUGCUUCACAGCCUGUGUCAUCUGGAUUCUUCCCACCAACAUCAACUUUUGUGUGUUGUUCAGUUUCAGAUUGGCCAUUCAGUUCCUGAGUGAUGAGCAACAAAAGUCAUGUGAGGCACUGUUCCACAAACUGUUAUCCGAAUCAGCUUCACAUCUUGGAAUUAAUAUGCAAACACUUGAAGAUUUAAGAAAGCUUUAUGUUAUGGAAGGUGUAUAACUC
This is a messenger RNA of Schistocerca serialis cubense, 879 nucleotides long. RefSeq names its product coiled-coil domain-containing protein 103. The record is from RefSeq and is a predicted model, not a curated record. Gene Ontology annotation, cellular component: outer dynein arm. The coding region runs from base 56 to 748 and encodes 230 amino acids. Gene Ontology annotation, biological process: determination of left/right symmetry; epithelial cilium movement involved in extracellular fluid movement; inner dynein arm assembly. Lineage: Eukaryota; Metazoa; Arthropoda; Insecta; Orthoptera; Acrididae. The transcript is spliced from 5 exons.